ACAGCAGCACAAAUCUAUAAUGUUCCUGAAACUGGAUAGGGAGCGUCAGCACUGACUCAAUUGAUCUAGGGGUCGUAUUGACAGUUUAACAUCCAAAGGUGAGAAUGUAAACAUGCCGAUGUGGGUGUGACUGGAGUUUAGGUAGGCGUGUGAAUAGUGGACAGGAACAAAUGCUCUGGGGAAGAGACAGGGAACAAUAGUGCCCUUUGGAACAGGCAUGACUCAUGCAUGAAGGACUAUCUUUCAUAAGAGAGAGUUCAGAGUCCCAUUAAAGGACACCUGAGAAAGGAACAAAAAAACUCACCCAGGACCACCAAAGCACUGAUCUCAGCUAUGCCAGCAACAGGGGAAGAACGAUGGUUAAGCCAGAGAGACCUAGAGAGGGAGUGCACUUCUUUAUAAAGGAAGAGGUAAAAUACAGAAACACGUUUCCACUGUGUUUGUGUGUGUAUGCAUGGUCACAACAGACAGUGAGGGCAGUUCAAGACGACAGAGAGCUGGCUGUCCAUCCACUGAUUUCCUUCACAUUCAUUCAAGUGUUUCCCCUUUAUUUUCUGUCAGAUGCAUGAAGGGGCAUCAAUGCCGGCGGCUUAACCACCUCCUCAUCUCCAUAUUCUCCUCCUCCUCUCAAUAUCCAAUCUCCUUCAGCGCUCCACCACAUCACACAUACAGUCUUUCCCCACAACACCCACACAAACACAGGCACGCACAUUCCCUCUCCAUUCUCUCUCUCUCAUACACUCCCUCCUGCCUAGAGAUCUGAAGAUGUGACUGAGGCUGGUUUGUAAUCAGAUGAAAGACGAGUAUAAUGCCGAAGCUCCCUCCAUCUUUUUCACUGCUGGAGCGGGGAUGCUGAAGGAGAGGACAAGGGCCAGGAUGGUGACGUGUGACUGAGAGAUCUGUGCUGACGGAGAUUCUGCCUUUAUAAGGACCGGGACUGACGCUGUACUUUUGGGAGUCUGGGAUGACCACAGAGAGUGGACGGGUGAAGACAGGGCUGAGAGGACAUCACAGGGAGCUUCAUCUGUGACUGGGACAAAAGCAGAUAUUCAAUGGCAGAGGCUGGGCACACUGUGUCAAUCCCAUCAGGGGACACAAUCCCCUCAGACCCUAUUGUCACAGUUGAGUGCGGUUCAGCAGAGGUGAAGCCUGAAGAUGCACCCCUGAAGAGCUCCAAUGAAGCAUCAUACUCCUCAAAAGACCUCAAGGAUGGCAGCCAGGUUGAUCAACAUGAUGCAAGGGGUCACGGUAUUGCUGAGACCCACAUGUCUGACGAUGUGUGUUUACAGUCACUGAGCGAUCAGAAUAAACAUACAUGUAGCUGUUCACUGACAGUGCACGGGGAACAUGUCUUAUCUCCUCACAAGGACCUUAAAGAGCACAGUCUGUUAUCAAUACAGAAAAGCCACUCAGACAGCUUGCAGAUUUUUAAAGAGGCUGACGCUUCUCCUCUCUACUGUGAAACGGAUGCGUCUUUUUGCCAAGGACGAGACCAGGAUGUUUGUAUGCAGUCAUUUCCUUCUUUAGUGUGUAAACAGGCCAUGCCGCUUCAGCAGAGCAAUACUAUGACCACGUCCACCAGAGCAGGAAGCAGUGGAUCGGCCAGCCCAACUCAACCAGCCAAACAUGGCUUCAUUCAGAUCUGUGAAGUCACUCCAGCGUCCACCUGCCCCAAAUUCAAAGAAGCUGGUUGUUGUAACACACACUUCCCCAACGGAGCUGUCGAGGACACUUUUGCGGCAUAUUGCCACCCGCAACCAAUUCCUGCUCCGGCGCAGCUGCUUCCGCACUUAGUAGGAAUGGAGGAGAGCUACAAGGGCCAAGUAUCAGCAGGCAACCUGCUCGCUCUCCCUCGGCUCAUAUCUUCCGUCAGUGAGACCGGAUUGGACGGUAAGCGACUCCUUCGCUGCUGCAAUCUGGACUGCUCUUGGCCUGGUCCGUUCCAUCCAGUUGGUGCCCAACAGUGGGUGGAUGAAAAGACCAAGAGGGAAGUGGGGACCAUGACCGCAGAAAAAGAACUGAGAGAUGUAGGAGUGCAAGUGGGUCGGGACUAUGAGGAGCAUCCCCAGCACGUGUUCCCAGAAGUGUGCCUGGUGGAAGAGAAGACAAACGCGAGUGGCAAAGUGGCGUCAAAGAGUCAAAAGUCUCCUGUGAAGGAGGUGAAAUGGGAUGCGGAGGGCAUGACCUGGGAGGUGUACGGAGCCUCAGUUGAUCCUGAGGAACUUGGACUUGCGAUUCAGAAACAUCUGGAGGUACAAAUCAAAGAGACUAAGGGAAUAGCGGCGAAACUCUCACGCCAGAACACGAUAACAUCCCAACACAGCUCGGGAUCAACCCAUAGGAGAAAAAAGGGCUUAUUUGGGUUGCUGCGCCGCCCGGGCUGCUGUUCUCGCACCACAGGUGCAGUGGACUAAAGGACCUACAUGAAUGAGACCCCAAAUAGACAUUUUAAAUACUCUUGGGUAUAAAUUUGACAGCCAAGAAAAGAUUAAAAAUAGGGAUUUUAUUUUCCAAAAGUACUUGUCUUUGUAUAACAGAACUGGAUAAUACAUUUCAGAAAAAUCAUGACUUCCUUUCAUUUUUAACACCUCACUUAAAUGCUGUAGUAGUUUCCUCAGUGGGUUUAGAACUCUUUUAUAAUUUAUAGAAAGAUUGUGGGUUAUUUUAUAAUAGUCAACUGCUCUUUGGUUUUUGUUUUCCAUCAGCAAAUCAUAAUGAUUAUGACUAAGUUCCUGUCUUGCAUUAGUCUAUGUGGAAACGUCCAUUGAAUGAACAACUUUUAUUGUUUAAUUCUGUGGAAGCACUGUGAUGGAGGUUUAGAGAAUACUGUAACUGUGGCGCUGACUGUGGGUCGAAACAUGACAGUAAGACAGACGGUAUCACACAUAUGUGUAAAUACUUUUACAAAUAAAACACUAUUUACAAUACAAUACCAUUCAAAAGUUUGGGGUCUGGCAGGUUUUUUCUUUUUUUAAUCUAAAUACAAUACAACAGUAUUAUUAAGAAUUAUUAUUCACUGUCACAUGAUUCUUCAGAAAUCAAUUUAUGCGUUGGUUUGGUGCUCUAGAAAUAUUUCUUAUUAAUAUCAAUGUUAAAAAAUGGUUGUGUUACUUAAUAUUUGUCAGAAUUCUUUCAUGAAUAGAAAUUUUAAAAGAACAGCAUUUAUUUGAAAUCUUUUGUAACAUUAUAAAGGUCUUUACUGUCAUUUUGAUACAUUUUAUGCAUCCCUGCUGAUUAAAAGCAUUCAUUUCUUUUAUGACCCCAAACUUUUAAACAGUAGUGUAAAUUAAUAUUGAAUAAUAAUAUUAAUAAUAUGCAGUAAGAUAAUAGAUGUAGCAGGUGAUUAAUUAUUUUAGUCCUUACUUGUCAGUACAUUACCAAAUAUACAUAUUUCUUAAUAAUAAAAAUUUCUAUCAAUUUCACAUUUACUGAGAAGAUUAGCACUGGAUUUUCUACAGCAUGACAUAACUGGUUUUUUGGAAAGGAACAAAGAAAAUGAGUCAUAAUGUAUACAUAAUUUUGACACUUGGGAGUAGAAUAUGAUUUGCUAGCUAUUUAUCAAAGUAAAUUAAAUGUCUCACCAGCAGCAUUGUUUUUCUCUUUGUCUUCUACUGUAACAAUAAAUGCAAUAUAGCAGUUAA
Carassius auratus (goldfish) is the source of this 3641-nucleotide messenger RNA. RefSeq lists its product as uncharacterized. Gene Ontology annotation, biological process: neuron projection development. Lineage: Eukaryota; Metazoa; Chordata; Actinopteri; Cypriniformes; Cyprinidae. The coding region runs from base 1053 to 2414 and encodes 453 amino acids. The transcript has 3 exons. Gene Ontology annotation, cellular component: plasma membrane. The record is from RefSeq and is a predicted model, not a curated record.